Eutrema salsugineum is the source of this 1016-nucleotide messenger RNA. Its product is annotated as pentatricopeptide repeat-containing protein At3g16010-like. Bases 47 to 808 code for a protein of 253 amino acids. Gene Ontology annotation, molecular function: protein binding. The record is from RefSeq and is a predicted model, not a curated record. The transcript has 3 exons. Lineage: Eukaryota; Viridiplantae; Streptophyta; Magnoliopsida; Brassicales; Brassicaceae.
GCCUAUAACCAUCGACGGCGACUCGGUACAUCGAUCGCUGGUGUAGAUGUCGGCUCUAUCCACUUACGCGAUGCGAGCCGUCGUCUCGAGACUCUCAACUCUAUCAUGUCACCUCUCUCAGAGACAAACAGAAAAUAAGAUUUUUCAGAUGUUUAGUAUUCCGAAGCGGUCCAUCUCAUCAUCUCUACCACCUCACCUCUAUCGGAGACAAACAGAUUGCUCUUAUCGCCGUUAUGACCCGUUUUUCAAUAUUACACCUCCUGGCUCUGAGCAGGCGAAAUUAAGGGAUCGGUCAGUGCGGAUGUUUGGUGCGAGGUUCACAAUGAUAAUGGAAGAACUCAAUUGGGAACGCGCUGCUGCUAUAUCACUUUGGGAUCAUCAAUAUCGUGUGGAUCAUGCAUUUGUUCUUUCAGUUCUUGAGUUUGACUUUGGGAUACAGGCCAAGAUUCGUUUUUUCAAUUGGGCUGCUCAUUUAAACAGAAGACAAUUUCGACAUGAUUCUGCCACUUACAUGGCCUUGAUACGUUCCCUUGAAGACGCUAGGCUUGAUCGGGGAAUAUAUGCAACCAUACAAGCGCUGCUCAGUGACGAAUUCGUUGCAUUUAGCCCAGCUCACCUCUCUGAGCUUGUGGAAAUAUUGGGGCGAGCUAAGAUGGUGAGCCAAGCUUUGUCGGUUUUUUAUCUGGCGAAAGGCCGCUACUGCGAACCCACUUUGAGCACUUACUACUCGAUAUUUGUGAUGCUGAUGCAACAAGGAUGGCACAAGAAAGCUCGCGAGGUUUAUACCGAGAUGAAUGAACUCAAGUAAAACAGAUUGAUUUGCGUAACUAGAUCGAUUAUUUAUUUUCCUCUUGGAUAUAGAUAUGUGACUAUAUUAUGUCAAGAGCUUGAGCGAUGUAGAGAUGAAUAUGUAGGACCAAAUGAAUUGACUUGGCGUUGAAAUAUGUUCAUAAUUUACGCAGCAAAAUUAUGUACAAUUUUUUUUUUUUAGUGGAGUUGCUCUGUUUUUUUGGCCU